Lottia gigantea (owl limpet) is the source of this 378-nucleotide messenger RNA. RefSeq lists its product as hypothetical. The record is from RefSeq and is a predicted model, not a curated record. The annotation marks the transcript as partial. Lineage: Eukaryota; Metazoa; Mollusca; Gastropoda; Lottiidae. The transcript is spliced from 3 exons.
UGUUCACCGGGCUGGACUCGUCACCAUGGAGAUUGUUACCAAUAUUUUAAAGAUGUUUCCUCCUUUACUGUUGCUGAAAAAUCCUGUCAGGACCUUGGUGGAAUUAUGGCUGCCAGUAAAACACAAGAGGAAGUAGACUUUCUUUCUUCACUAAGACCAAAGACUGCCAAGAUAUGGAUUGGUCUGACGGACAGAGCGGAGGAAGGGACCUUCAAGUGGCUGGAUGGGUCAUCUGUCGUCUGGGAUAAUUGGGCAGAAGGUUCUCCCAAUGGUCAAUAUGGACAUGAAGAUUGUGUAGUGAUGUAUGGUGAACAGGUCAACAGUAAAUGGAAUGAUCACCCUUGUUCUUCUCAACAUUACCAAUAUCCUUUCAUCUGU